AUGAGACGCCCCGUGCCCUUUGGCCACGAGUUCCGCAAGGCCUACUACGCCUCGCUCGACGAAAACAUCAACCCCGUCAACCACGGGCUGUACGGGGCGACGCCCGACCCCGUAUACGACGCCUAUUUCACCCACGUAAAAGCCGACGCCGCCUACCCCGACCGCUACUGCCGCAUCCAGCUCCGGGACGACUACGUUGCUGCACUUAAGCUGCUUGCAGAUUUAGUCCACUGCGACUACCGGUGGCUUGCAUUAGUGAAUAAUACCACCACCGGGGUCAAUACCGUGCUCCGAAGCCUUAAGUUUAGAGCCGGCGAUAAAGUGUUGAUUGCGCUGACGUCGUACGGCGCCUGUGCCAAGACGGUAGCGUUCCUUAGGAAUACCGUUGGCGUGGAACCGGUGGUGGUGGAGUUAAAUUACCCGAUUAGUGACGACGAAGUAGUGGCCCAGUUUGCCGCGGCAUUCACCGAACACCGCCCCAAAUUGGCCAUGUUUGACGCGGUGCUGCUGAUGCCAGGAGUCACCGUCCCCUUUCCGCGGUUGGUGGAGCUCUGUCGCCAGCACCUGGUGCUCUCGCUCAUCGAUGCCGCCCACAGUGUCGGUCUCUUACCCCUCAAUCUUAGCGAGACACGCCCCGAUUUCUUUGUCAGCAGUCUCCACAAGUGGCUCGGGGUCCCUCGCGGGUGUGGCAUGCUCUAUAUCGACCGCAGCCACUGGCACCAGGUCGAGACGUUGCCGAUCUCCCACUCGUACGUCGAGCCCGCAGACGCUACCGACGACGACGACUGGCUUAUUAACCAUUUCUUCUUCACCGGGACCAACAACUAUGCCCAGAUAGCGCUGAUCCCCGCCGCCAUUGCCUUUAGAGAGCAAGUGGGCGGCGAAGCCGCCAUCCACAAAUACUGUGGCGACCUUGCCACCGAAGUCGGUGAGCGCCUAGCCGCUAAGUGGGGCACUCAGUACCUUCACAACGACCCCAAGAUCGCCAUGGUCACCGUCGAAAUCCCCUUGGACCGCUUCGACGCCCCCUACCAGCAGUUUGCCGAUAACUUCGACGCCUGGUCCAACUACAGCGGCGAGAUCAUGCUUGACCGCCGCCAGUUCGUGCCGUGGAUCGCUCAUAACGGCAAGUUGUGGGCGCGGUUUUCGUGCCAGGUGUACACCGAGGCCGCGGACUUUUACCGGGCCAGCGACGUGCUCGUGGCGGCGUUGGCGACGACGGUAGCCGACGCCAAGAAGGGCUUGGUCCACUGA
Molecule: messenger RNA, 1254 nt
Organism: Diutina rugosa
Lineage: Eukaryota; Fungi; Ascomycota; Pichiomycetes; Serinales; Debaryomycetaceae
Exons: 1
Coding region: 1-1254 (417 amino acids)
Source: RefSeq, a predicted model, not a curated record